Molecule: messenger RNA, 1845 nt
Organism: Nannospalax galili (Upper Galilee mountains blind mole rat)
Lineage: Eukaryota; Metazoa; Chordata; Mammalia; Rodentia; Spalacidae
Gene: Rab40b
Product: RAB40B, member RAS oncogene family
Exons: 6
Coding region: 92-928 (278 amino acids)
Biological process (GO): protein localization to plasma membrane; intracellular signal transduction
Cellular component (GO): synaptic vesicle; plasma membrane; endosome
Molecular function (GO): GTP binding; GTPase activity
Source: RefSeq, a predicted model, not a curated record
GGCACCCGGGCUGCGAUCCCCGCCGGUGGUGCUGGGACCGGCCGCCGUGUGCACCCCCGGCCGGCAUGGGCGCGGUGGCCAGCCGGGCAGCAUGAGCGCCCUGGGCAGCCCGGUGCGGGCCUACGACUUCCUGCUGAAGUUCCUGCUGGUGGGCGACAGCGACGUGGGCAAGGGCGAGAUCCUGGCCAGCCUGCAGGACGGCGCGGCCGAGUCCCCCUACGGCCACCCGGCGGGAAUUGAUCACAAGACAACCACCAUUCUGCUGGACGGCCGGAGGGUGAAACUGCAGCUUUGGGACACCUCGGGGCAGGGGAGGUUUUGCACCAUCUUCCGCUCCUAUUCCCGGGGUGCACAGGGUGUCAUCCUGGUCUAUGACAUUGCCAACCGCUGGUCCUUUGAUGGCAUCAAUCGAUGGAUUAAGGAGAUUGAUGAGCAUGCCCCCGGGGUUCCUAAAAUCCUGGUGGGGAACCGGCUACACCUGGCAUUCAAGCGGCAAGUACCCACCGAGCAGGCCCGGGCCUAUGCUGAGCGCCUAGGAGUGACCUUCUUUGAGGUUAGCCCUCUGUGCAACUUCAACAUCACAGAGUCCUUCACGGAGCUGGCCAGGAUUGUGCUGCUGCGGCAUGGGAUGGACCGGCUCUGGAGGCCAAGCAAGGUACUGAGCCUGCAGGACCUCUGCUGCCGUGCUGUGGUGUCCUGCACGCCCGUGCACCUGGUGGACAAGCUCCCUCUCCCUGUCGCCUUAAGGAGCCACCUCAAGUCAUUCUCCAUGGCCAAUGGCUUGAAUGCCAGAAUGAUGCAUGGCCGCUCCUACUCCCUCACCACCAGCUCCAGCCACAAGAGGAACAGCUUCCGCAAAGCCAGGACCGCCCGUCCACCCCAGAGCCCACCUAGAAACUAUGCCAGGAACAGCUGUAAAAUUUCUUAGGGGCUGGGACUGCUAAGCACAGGCUGAUCAUCCUAGCUACUCAAGAGGUCAAAGCAGGGGAUCACAAGUUCAAAGCUUCCCUGAGCUGCAGAGUGACUUCAAGGCCAGCCUGGGCAACUCAGUGAGACCCCGUCUCAAAAUUCAAAGUAAAACGCGGUCUGGGGCUGAGGCUUGGUGGAGGAGCACUUGCCUGGGAUGAGUGCAGCUCUGGGUUCCAUCCUUAGCACCAGAAAAAAAGAGAAGAAACGUCUUAGGCAAGACACUAACAAAAGACACAUUGGAGCCAGAACCACAUCCUCUGUCUCACAGUAACAAUCCUGCUUCAGUCGGAAUGCCUGUGCCACCAAGGCUGCAGGUGAUCGACACUUCUGUGUGGGUGUGCAUGAAGCUUUGUUCUAGACAUGUGUGCAAAGGGAAAUUAGUCCUCUGCUCUUCUCUUGAUAACAUGAAAUCCCGGGUGUUACUUUAUCAUGAUUGCUGUGCCGCUUUUCCUUAACUGCUUUUAUAUGGCUGACGAAAUGUGUGUAGUGAGUACAUAUUCGAGGGAAUUUCAGAAGCAGUGACAGUCGGAUAGUCUAGCGUCAUUGAGAUUACAAGAGGUCCUUUUUGUAAACCUUUUUAAUGUCAAAGCACCGAUUUCUAAUAAUGCUGCAGCUGCACAUAGAUUCUGUACAACAGAUCUGUCCUGUUUGGUAUGAAAUGGAUUUGAUAGAGUUUUUGCUAUGUUGUUUACACAUUUUGGGAUUAAUAAGUAAUUUAUAUGCAUAUUUUUCGGUAAACCUACGUUUUUUUGUACAAGGUGUUCUACAAGUUACGGAGCUAUGGGAAAACAAUGCCAAAGAUGUCUCAGUGAUGUUGAACAUAGCCAAUGUGGUUUCAACAGAGUGUCAAGGAGAACACGAUCUCAGAAAAGAAUG